CAAGCUUUUCUGCGAAAGAGAGAGAAAUAGCAGGAGGCGUCGUGGGCGGUCUCGUGGGUAUCGCGGCGAUAGCUGGGGUAAUAUUUAUCUUGCGAAGAAGAAGGUCACGACAUGCGCCGGUCUCUCCUAUGGUGAGAGGCGUUACCCCGUCAUUGCCGCCCUUGGCAAAGAAAUUUUAUGAUCCCGCUGAUCCUAGCACGUAUCCGCCGCCCAUGGGUGAAUUCGAAGAGUUUAACCCUACCGUUCUGAUGGGUGUUGAUCGCAGUACGCACCCUGGUGUUCCCGAGGUGUAGCAACGCUUUCUUCGACCUUGCCAUUCCCGAGGACAUACCCUCCUCUCACGAGAGGAGCUUAUAUAUGUGUGCGCUUUUGCAGCGCCUUAUAAGAUUUUGUAUGCGUAUCCAGGUCUGUUUCCCCUAAGCAUACAAUACAUCUCCAGG
Molecule: messenger RNA, 440 nt
Organism: Gloeophyllum trabeum ATCC 11539
Lineage: Eukaryota; Fungi; Basidiomycota; Agaricomycetes; Gloeophyllales; Gloeophyllaceae
Exons: 2
Source: RefSeq, a predicted model, not a curated record